AUGUUCGCCCGUCCAAUUUCCUCAUGGGGCCGGUUUUCGUCGCCCGCAACGGGCUUCAAACCGUCUCUAUGCAAUACAUCCAAAGGGCUUGACCUUGGGAGGAGGUAUUUCAGUCAUAAUCCACUUUUGAAGAAAAAUGCCGCCUCCGCGCCGUUCAAUACCCCCCAAUCACGAGAGCGAAAUGCAUCUACAAUGUAUUAUGCCGCGAGUCUCAUUCUGGGAACGGUUGCCCUCGCUUAUGGUUCUGUCCCUCUCUACAAGAUGAUCUGUCAGCAGACUGGCUGGGGUGGUCAGCCCAUCCUCACUCACCGUUCAGGAGACGGCGAUACCGCGGAUCGCGUAAAGCCUGUGACGGACUCCCGCCGUCUUCGAAUUACAUUCAAUGGCUCAGUUUCGGACGUCCUUCCCUGGAAAUUUACGCCACAGCAGCGAGAAGUUCGAGUUCUCCCCGGUGAAACGGCAUUGGCUUUCUACACUGCGACGAACAAGGGUCCUGCGGAUAUUAUCGGAGUUGCGACAUAUAGUGUCACGCCCGGGCAAGUCGCCCCAUACUUCAGCAAGAUCCAAUGCUUCUGCUUCGAAGAACAGAAGUUAAAUGCUGGAGAAUCUGUGGACAUGCCGGUGUUCUUCUUCAUCGACCCUGAUUUCGCAAAGGAUCCGACAAUGCAGGGGAUCGAUACCAUUACGCUCUCGUAUACUUUCUUCAAAGCGCGAUACGACGACAACGGCGUUCUGAAGCCUAUGGCGUAG
Aspergillus affinis is the source of this 750-nucleotide messenger RNA. RefSeq names its product cytochrome c oxidase assembly protein. Gene Ontology annotation, cellular component: mitochondrial inner membrane. Lineage: Eukaryota; Fungi; Ascomycota; Eurotiomycetes; Eurotiales; Aspergillaceae. Gene Ontology annotation, molecular function: copper ion binding. Bases 1 to 750 code for a protein of 249 amino acids. The record is from RefSeq and is a predicted model, not a curated record. The transcript is spliced from 4 exons.